Messenger RNA from Macroventuria anomochaeta, 3540 nucleotides. RefSeq lists its product as uncharacterized. Bases 284 to 3214 code for a protein of 976 amino acids. The transcript is spliced from 3 exons. NCBI's taxonomy places the organism in Eukaryota, Fungi, Ascomycota, Dothideomycetes, Pleosporales, Didymellaceae. The record is from RefSeq and is a predicted model, not a curated record.
GCAAGAGCAGACCUACUCACCGACAUCUCCAAUGUGUAGCUGAGUGUAAACGUACAAUUCUCCGCUUGCCAAGCCCAGCCACUGCUGCCUGUUUUGUAUACGAGGCUGAGCACUUUCUCCACAUCAACUGCGAUCUCGCAACACAAAAGACACUUACUUCGUCUUCCCAACUCGUACUUCACACCACAAUUCUCUUCUCUCCCGCUUACAAACCUCUUUGCCACCGUUAAACACACCCAAGUUGUUCCUACGUACAUACGUACCAACUCAUUUACGAACCACCAUGGCAUCCGGUAGUGUGUUCUCAGGAACGCUACAAACGAUCACUAGUACGAAACUCGAGGAACUCUCCAAACAGCGCACAGCCUUCAACAAGCAACACGCGGCUCUUCUAUCGGCGGCGAAAGCAGAGCAGGAUCCACUCAGGCGCCUGAAUCUCGUGGUUGAUGGCACAAAGUUGUGUCUGGGUGUAAAAACAACUGCACACAGGGAUGAGGGUGACCGACCUGGGCGUGUGAUCACCGGUGGAACGCGCAAUGGCCGGCUCGAGACUGACCUGAAGAAUCUUGACCGCUUCCUUGACCAGACACGGUUUGACCCUUCAGUAUCUACCGACGUAUUAGAAGACUGGGAGAACAAGUUGCUACGAUAUGUUUCUAUCCAGGCUACCAAAUAUGAAUACGCUGACCUUUACGGAAAGCUGGUCAGCGAGUGGCUUACCUCUGAAAAGAUGGAGGGGAUCGCGACUGCUGAUGGCGAUGUUAAGAUGGGCGAGAGUUUCGAGGAACUUCCCGGCGCCAAGAGGCUUGAAGCCCGGACUGAGUGGGAGAAGUCUGUCUUCGAGCCCGCUGUUGUUGACUUGUCUGCUCUGAAGGCGUACCUUGAACGCCUAUUCGUCACCGACAAGAAGAAAGUUGCAUCAGCACUGCAAAAUUUGCGCAAGAAAGUCGAGGAGUUCGAAGCCAACUUGACGAGCAACUCACAGUUCAACACUCAUACCCUGCGUUGGGUCGUGAAGUCUCUUCAGAUCUCGGACUUACUCUCGAACGAAAAACGGGAGGUACUUGGUGAUUUCCUUAGCAACGAUGUUAUCUUGGCAGAGAUUGCAGAUGUCCUCAACAUGCGUAUGGGAGCGCUCGAUCGGUGGAGUUGGGGCAACCAUAUCCUUCUUGAGCAACGACGCCAGAUCAAUGGUCAGUUCCAGAUUCAUAUGCACGAGGACAUACUACAAGCGAUCUUUUUGCACUAUAUUGGGAUAAAGUGGUCGGUAUUUUUCAAGGCAGCAUUCCUCGCGUUACGCAGCACCUCAAAAGCCUGGCGGAGCAAUCGUCCAGACGUACCAAAACCUGACAGGAUGCGCCGCGGUUACUUUCUUGGCGACCAGGGCCAGAGUGUUCGUGGCAAUCUCGACAACAAACGCAGCAGGAUCCAACGCAAGCAUUACUUCAUCAAUCAGCUCUUAGAUCAUGUGGAGCAACAGGUUCAACACAACGAAGGCGAAGAAGAAGCUGACUUUGCCGACUUUGUGCAAGAGCGACCCCGAAAACGAGCUAUGCAGACAGCGAGAAAGUCGGCACCUAUGGUACAAACAUCGGUAUCGGCCAUGCUCGCAUCUGCACCACGGCGAACGGCACGUCAGGCGCAGCCAGAGGAAGAGUGCGAAGAAGAAGAUGAGGACAUGGGGUACGCCCUCUUCGAUGGCGUCGAUUGUCGAGUUGGCCAGUCCGAGUCGGAUGAUGAUGAUGAUGAUGACGAACCAGAUAAGAAUCCAAUGGAAGCGAAGCAAGGCCUCCUUCAUAUUCUGGCUACUGAGAUCAUACUCAACAUUCGCCUCAAUGGCGAGAUAGCUUGCUUCCGCACCAUCUUCGAGUCGUGGAACCCGCUGCUGCCUCACAACACUACGUUAACGGUUCUCGAAUUCUUUGGUGUGUCUGAAAAGUGGAGAAAUUUCUUUAAGACAUUCCUGGAAGCACCAUUGAAAUUCGCGGACGACAAUCAGUCCACCGAGCCACGCUUGAGGCGCCGAGGUACUCCAGGCUCGCACGCCUUAAGCGACGUCUUUGGGGAAGUUGUACUCUUUUGCAUGGACUUUUCGUUGAACCAAAACACCAAAGGCGCUUUACUUCACCGCUUGUACGAUGAUGUGUGGUUUUGGAACAAGGAUUAUGAGACCUGCGCUACAGCUUGGGCAAGUGUCCGAGAGUUUGCUGAGGUUACUGGUACGCAGAUCGACAACGUUAAGUCAGGUAGCAUACGUGUUGGCCGGGACGGCGAGAUGGAGAUUGAUGACCGCCUGCCUCAAGGCGACAUUCGAUGGGGCUUCCUUUACUUGAACCCCUCCAACGGUCGCUUCGACAUUGAUCGAAAGAUGGUCGACUCCCAUGUAGCAGAGCUCCGGAAACAAUUGCAAGGGAAAUCGAACAGUGUCAUUGACUGGAUCCAGGCCUGGAACUCCUAUGCUGCUACUUUCUUCAGUGCGAACUUCGGCAAGGCUGCAAACUGCUUCGGCCGUGAACACAUUGACACGAUGCUUGCUACCCAUCGCCAUAUCCAGGAGAGCGUUUUUGACGGCGGCAAUGUUGUGCAGCAUUUGAAGCAGAUGAUCAAGGAUCGAUUCGAUGUAUCAGAUCUGCCCGACGGCUUCCUCUACUUCCCUGUCGAGCUCGGUGGCUUAGAUCUCAAGUCUCCCUUUGUUGGUCUUCUGCAGAUCCGCGACUCGGUGAAAGUCAAUCCGUAUGACUUGCUGGAUGAACAUAAGGAGAACGAGAAAGACGACUACACCGAAGCAAAGCGUCGUUUCGACAAAGGUGAUCUCGAGCAUAUGCGCUGGAAUACUGAGAAGCCAGAUUUCCGACCUGAAGACGCAGAUAUUUUCUUCAGCAUAGCAGAGUUCACACGUUACCGUGAAGCACUCGCCAGUAUGGGCAAGGCCGACCUACGCAACGUCUACCUUGAGCUGCUCAAGCGUCCGGAAGAGGAGCCUGUCGACCUAAGCGCUCAGGUUACACAGGCUCUGCAGGAACUAAGACAGAGCAACUUGCGCGGCAUACAUGCGAACUGGUACAGCAUGGAUGCGUAUUGGAAGUGGAUUGCACAGAUGUAUGGUCCAGACAUGAUCACUCGCUUCGGCGGAUUCAAUAUUGUCGACCCCGGCUGGCUGCCCAUUGGCAUGGUAAGCCAGUUCCGCCAGAGGAGGACCAAAUGGCAGGGUUAGGUCGUGCUGAAGAAACCACUUACAACAUUACGAGCCUCUGAGGUCUGUCAGGAGGCGGUACUGCAUGGUCGUCGUUAGCCUCUGGAUAUUUCGUGGCUUCCAUUUGGUUUCUGUGUGGAUUUGAGGUCUGGAGCGAUGAUAAAAAGCGGACAAAGCCUGCAAGAGCCUGCGAUUUGUGUGCAUUUAGCGAAGAUGAUACAUUAACAAUGAUUUCAGCGAAAGAAUACGAGCCAAAGGUGACUAUGCCACCCAAAAUCCCCAGCCCCAAUAUUAACCUAUAGGCCUGAUCGUUUUGGUAUCGGACUCCUAAGCUGUGGUAGCUCGGA